UUUCUUCGUUUGUACCAGAGAGCUGUCGUGCGAAUGGAUGAACGCAGGGAAGAGCAAAUCGUGCAGUUGCUGAACACUGUCCAGACUAAGAACGAAAAAGAGCAAGAAGCCAUGUCCUGGUGGUCUGGGGAUGAAGAAGGACACACUCCAGAACAGCCUGCAAAAGUGAAACCAGCUGUGGAAAAAGCUCCGGUAAAACAGAGGCCGAUCUUGGAAAAAGCAUUUCUUGAUCGAGAUGCAGAAUAUCUCUUUGAGAAAAAUGAUCAAGAUGCUGAUUUAGAUGAGCAACUCAAAGAAGACUUAAGACAGAAGAAAUCUGAUCCGAGAUAUAUUGAAAUGCAGAAAUUCUGAGAGAAACUCCCGUCAUAUGGGAUGAGAAAGGAACUUGUAAACCUGAUAAACAAUAAUCGGGUAACUGUGAUUAGUGGUGAGACUGGUUGUGGAAAGACUACACAAGUUACUCAGUUCAUCUUGGAUGAUUACAUUGAGCAUGGGAUAGGGUCUACAUGUAGGAUUGUAUGUACUCAACCUAGGAGGAUCAGUGCCAUCUCAGUGGCUGAGAGAGUUGCUGCUGAAAGGGCAGAAGCAUGCGGUAAUGGCAAGAGUACAGGAUACCAAAUUCGUCUACAGAGUCGGUUACCAAGGAAACAAGGUUCCAUUUUAUACUGUACCACAGGAAUUGUCCUACAGUGGCUCCAGUCAGAUAAGCAUUUGUCCAGUGUUAGUCAUGUAGUCCUUGAUGAAAUUCACGAAAGAAAUCUUCAAUCCGAUGUUUUAAUGAGCAUUAUUAAAGAUCUGUUGAAUGUUCGUUCGGAUCUGAAAGUAAUACUAAUGAGUGCUACUUUAAACGCUGAGAAGUUUUCGGAGUAUUUUGAUAACUGUCCAAUGAUUCACAUACCUGGGUUCACUUUCCCUGUGGUGGAGUAUCUUCUGGAAGAUGUAAUUGAAAAGUUGAGGUAUACUCCAGAAAACACAGACCGUCGGCCACGGUGGAAGAAAGGCUUCAUGCAAGGACACGUAAGCAGACCAGAAAAAGAAGAAAAAGAGGAAAUCUAUAAAGAACGAUGGCCGGACUAUUUAAGGCAGCUGCGGGGCAGGUACUCAGCAAGUACUAUAGAUGCCUUGGAAAUGAUGGAUGAUGACAAGGUUGACCUUGACCUUAUAGCAGCACUUAUCAGACACAUUGUUUUGGAAGAAGAGGAUGGUGCAAUUCUGGUGUUUCUUCCAGGCUGGGACAACAUUAGCACUUUGCAUGAUCUCUUGAUGUCACAAGUCAUGUUUAAGUCAGAUAGGUUUAUUAUCAUACCUUUGCAUUCAUUGAUGCCUACUGUUAACCAGACCCAGGUUUUUAAGAAGACCCCACCAGGAGUAAGGAAAAUCGUGAUUGCUACCAACAUUGCAGAGACUAGCAUUACAAUAGAUGAUGUGGUAUUCGUUAUAGAUGGUGGAAAAAUAAAGGAAACUCACUUUGAUACACAGAACAACAUUAGCACAAUGGCAGCAGAGUGGGUUAGUAAAGCUAAUGCCAAGCAGAGGAAAGGUCGAGCGGGAAGAGUUCAGCCAGGUCAUUGUUACCAUCUGUACAAUGGACUGCGUGCUAGCCUUCUAGAUGAUUAUCAGUUACCAGAGAUCUUGAGGACGCCUUUGGAAGAGCUGUGUUUACAAAUCAAGAUUCUAAAGCUUGGCGGAAUUGCUUAUUUUCUGAGCAAACUAAUGGAUCCACCAUCUCGUGAUGCUGUAAUGUUGGCCAUAAAUCAUCUAAUGGAGCUGAAUGCUUUGGACAGGCAAGAAGAACUGACUCCACUAGGUGUCCAUUUAGCGCGAUUACCGGUUGAACCACAUAUCGGAAAAAUGAUCCUUUUUGGAGCUUUAUUUUGUUGCCUGGAUCCAGUACUUACAAUUGCAGCUAGCCUCAGCUUCAAAGACCCUUUUGUCAUUCCUCUGGGCAAAGAGAAAGUAGCAGAUGCAAGAAGAAAGGAGCUAUCAAAGAACACUAAAAGCGAUCAUCUGACUGUGGUGAAUGCUUUCACGGGCUGGGAAGAGACUCGGCGUCGUGGUUUCAGAACUGAAAAAGAUUAUUGCUGGGAGUAUUUCCUCUCUUCAAAUACACUCCAGAUGCUGCAUAACAUGAAAGGACAGUUUGCUGAGCAUCUCCUUGCAGCUGGAUUUGUGAAUAGCAGAGACCCCAAGGAUCCCAAAUCUAAUACCAAUUCAGAUAAUGAGAAGUUACUCAAAGCAGUCAUCUGUGCUGGUUUAUAUCCAAAAGUUGCAAAGAUCCGGCCAAGCUUUAGCAAAAAGAGAAAAAUGGUGAAAGUUUGCACCAAGACCGAUGGAUCAGUUAAUAUUCAUCCUAAGUCUGUUAAUGUGGAAGAGACAGAGUUCCAUUAUAACUGGCUUGUGUACCAUUUGAAGAUGAGAACUAGCAGUAUUUACUUAUAUGAUUGUACAGAGGUUUCUCCGUACUGUCUCUUGUUCUUUGGAGGCGAUAUAUCCAUUCAGAAGGAUAAAGAUCAAGAUACUAUUGCUGUGGAUGAAUGGAUUGUUUUCCAGUCUCCAGCAAGAAUAGCGCACUUAGUUAAGAAUUUAAGGCAAGAGCUCGAUGAUCUUCUACAAGAGAAAAUAGAAAACCCACACCCUGUGGACUGGAACGAUGUUAAAUCCAGGGAUACAGCAGUGCUGACAGCUAUUAUAGACUUAAUCACAACACAGGAGAAUGAAAGUGCCAGGAACUAUGCUCCUCGAUUUCAGAAUGAACGCUAUAGUUGACACAGUUGCAUUUGUGUUGAUAAAGCCAACUUAUUCACCUUU
Molecule: messenger RNA, 2808 nt
Organism: Struthio camelus australis
Lineage: Eukaryota; Metazoa; Chordata; Aves; Struthioniformes; Struthionidae
Source: RefSeq, a predicted model, not a curated record